ACAAUGGAAUAGCAUAAACAUAAUUUGGCCAACACACGAGAGCCACCUUUUAUUGAUAUUACGGCUUCAGGUCCUCUGGGCUAUGUCUCUACCAGCUUUCUACAUCUGGAGACUAAAAUGUUUGUCAAUUUCUUUGCAAAAAAAAGGUCAGUCAGACUGAAUAGAGAACUACUUUAAGCAUCAAUUUUCAAGGCUUGGCACACAUUCUUAAUUGGAUUUAGAUCUGGCCUUUACCUGGGCCAUUCACACAUGUUUUGAUCUAAACCUCUACAUUGUUGCUAAUUUUAUGUACUUUACAGUAAAAUUCAACUGUGCAAGCUGUCAGAUCCAGUGUCAAAGUGUAAUUUCCAGCAUUUUAUAUUCAUGCUCCAGAAACAUUGCUUGAAGACACCUACAGAACUCAAGAGACUGCCUAAUUUGACAUUAUUAGUUUCAAUUAUGAAUUACUAGGACAUUUGCAGAAAGCUCACUGACCACUGUGUCCUGUUCAUUUACACCAAGGCGGUGAGCUCAAAACUUUCCUGCUAUUUUUAGAGUUAAACACUGAGAGGAACAGCCAGAAUAUAUUUUCAUCAUCAGCGUCUGUGAAGUGUGUGAGGUUUGUGACAUUUUCAAAAAAGGGUUGUGUGACCUUUUAAAUCACAGAGCCUUUGAACUCCUCCCAGCAGUGAAUAAAAGAGGGGGUAAGGGUCAAAACACAAUGCCAGGAGUCUGUUCUGAGCAGACCCUGCUGCAAAACCUGAGCUGACUCUUAGCAUCAGGUAAAACAUUACUCAGAAUCCCUUUUCCGCACUAAAAAUCAGGGUUUCUUUAGCCUAUAGAGCAUUUUAUUUUGGCGAUGUUAGGUAAGAUGUGCAGCAGCAGUAUCAGCAUUAUUCAGGCUCAAAAACUGGUGGAUCAACUUCAAAUUGAAGCAGCCAUGGAGAGAUUCAAGAUCUCCCUCACAGCAGCGGAUUUAGUCCAAUAUUGUCAGGAGCACAGACGCAGCGAUCCUCUGCUCACCGGCAUUUCUGCCUCGUCCAACCCUUUCAAAGACAAGAAGACUUGUGUGCUGCUUUGACACAAGAAGAGAUCAUUACCAGAAUACAACAGAUUUCAGACACUAAAUUUUUAGGACUUUUAAUAGAACAGCUAAUGUUUAACAAAGGAAACAAACAUUACAAGAUCAAAGUGCUCUCAUUGUUCAUUGUAAUUUCAUUUCUUAAUGCAUAAAUACAAUAAACAUUUAAAUAUUUGUGGUUUCUUUGGGGGUAUGAACAUAAAAUGUGUAAAAGAUACAAGACAUCUAAAAAAAAAACCACAAUAAAUAGCACCAACAGAAACAUCCUUGAAUUAAAUGUAUCGUAUAAAAAAAUUUAGUGCAGCAAAAACAUAAAUAAAUAAAUCUUAAAACAUGAAACAGGAUUCCAUCAGCAUUGAACAUCUGGUUUCCAAAUAAUUUCAAAUGUAUAUUGAAAAACAGAAAGCAAAAACAAAACUGUCAUUUUUAGCUGGGGUGCACAGGUUUACACUCACUGCCAAGAAGCAAUCAAUUUAAUCGUGUCAGUUUGUAUUACUGUUUGCUUGAUAUUUCUAAGUGCAUUAAACCACACAAGAGUAAAAAAAAAAAAAAAAAAAAAAAUCAAAUUUCUU
This is a messenger RNA of Girardinichthys multiradiatus, 1632 nucleotides long. Its product is annotated as guanine nucleotide-binding protein G(I)/G(S)/G(O) subunit gamma-7-like. Gene Ontology annotation, cellular component: heterotrimeric G-protein complex. Gene Ontology annotation, biological process: G protein-coupled receptor signaling pathway. Gene Ontology annotation, molecular function: G-protein beta-subunit binding. Bases 839 to 1060 code for a protein of 73 amino acids. NCBI's taxonomy places the organism in Eukaryota, Metazoa, Chordata, Actinopteri, Cyprinodontiformes, Goodeidae. The record is from RefSeq and is a predicted model, not a curated record. The transcript is spliced from 2 exons.